AGUCUCCUGCAGACCCCGGAAGUGCAACUCGAACUUGGUCGGGGCGCGGAUCCCGAGAGAGAAAGUCAUAACAAACGCACGAGGGAGUUCGACUGGCGAGCUGGAAGGCCACGCCUCCUCCCGCCUACCCCCUCAGCCCUGUAGCUGGGGGCAGAGCUCAGACUGUCUUCUGAAGAUUGAUGUUUAUUUCCUUGAGCUCUUUAAUUUUGUUGCCAAUUUGGAUAAACAUGGCACAAAUCCAGCAGGGAGGUCCAGAUGAAAAAGAAAAGACUACAGCACUGAAAGAUUUAUUAUCUAGGAUAGAUUUGGAUGAACUAAUGAAAAAAGAUGAACCACCUCUUGAUUUUCCUGAUACCCUGGAAGGAUUUGAAUAUGCUUUUAAUGAAAAGGGGCAGUUAAGACACAUAAAAACUGGGGAACCAUUUGUUUUUAACUACCGGGAAGACUUGCACAGAUGGAACCAGAAAAGAUACGAGGCUCUAGGAGAGAUCAUCACGAAGUAUGUAUAUGAGCUCCUGGAGAAGGACUGUAAUUUGAAAAAAAUCUCUAUUCCAGUAGAUGCCACUGAGAGUGAACCAAAGAGUUUUAUCUUUAUGAGUGAGGAUGCUUUGACAAAUCCACAGAAACUGAUGGUUUUAAUUCAUGGUAGUGGUGUUGUCAGGGCAGGUCAGUGGGCUAGAAGGCUUAUUAUAAAUGAAGAUCUGGACAGUGGCACACAGAUACCUUUUAUUAAAAGAGCUGUGGAUGAAGGAUAUGGAGUAAUAGUACUGAAUCCCAAUGAAAACUAUAUUGAAGUAGAAAAGCCGAAGAUACAUGUACAGUCAUCUUCUGAUAGUUCAGAUGAACCAGCAGAAAAACGAGAAAGAAAAGAUAAAGUUUCUAAAGAAACAAAGAAGCGACGUGAUUUCUAUGAGAAGUAUCGUAACCCCCAAAGAGAAAAAGAAAUGAUGCAAUUGUAUAUCAGAGAAAAUGGUUCUCCGGAAGAACAUGCAAUCUAUGUUUGGGACCAUUUUAUAGCCCAGUCUGCAGCUGAGAAUGUUUUUUUUGUUGCUCACAGCUAUGGAGGACUUGCUUUUGUUGAACUGAUGAUUCAACGAGAAGCAGAUGUAAAAAGUAAGGUAACUGCUGUGGCAUUGACAGACUCUGUUCACAAUGUGUGGCAUCAAGAAGCUGGCAAAACGAUUCGAGAAUGGAUGAGAGAGAACUGUUGUAAUUGGGUCUCUAGCUCAGAACCGUUGGACACAUCAGUGGAGUCCAUGCUACCUGACUGCCCCCGGGUCUCAGCAGGCACCGACCGUCACGAGCUAACUUCCUGGAAGAGCUUCCCGUCUAUUUUCAAAUUCUUUACCGAAGCCUCUGAGGCCAAGACCAGCUCCCUCAAGCCGGCUCUGACGCGACGCUCCCACCGCAUUAAGCACGAAGAGCUGUAAGAGGAGAGCGAGCGAGACGGGGGAGGGGAAGCGCGGGAGCCACGCUCGCGCGCGCACCCACACGUCUCCCCACUGCUUGUCGUCGGCGAGCAGACUCCCAGCCCCUCAUUAGAUUGUUUUCUUCCCAGAGCACAGGGUCGUGAUAUAUACAUCUAAAUAGCGUUUUGCAUUAUUUCUAGAUGAGUGCAACUGUCAAAGCAAUAUGGGUUCACUGGUCGUGCUUCCUGCGGGCUGAGCUCGGGCUUCUCGCUGCCCGUCAGCGCGCAGAUUAAGGCUGACAGCGCCCUGCCCGGCGCGGCCGGCGCGGCUCUAAUUGCCCUGACGGAGCCCGCGCCGCCGCGGCGGGGUGCGCGGUGUCUGCGCGGUCCUACCGCCCGCCGCAGCGCAGCCGCUGCUGCUCCCCCUCCUCAAUCAUGUCCAUCCUCCCCCACCCCCACCCCCGCCCGGACCCCGCCCCACUCUGGACAGGAGCAAACUUAUUCUAGACUUCCAACUUCCAUUUUAACUAGGUUUUUCCCUGAGGUCGUCUUAUGCCUUUUUUUUUUUAAGGAAAUUCCACACACACAUACACACACACACACAGAGAAAAGUCAAAUUUAAAUUCAGAACAUGAAUGCCACGGUGUACUACAGAGUUUGGGGAGUGUAAAUUGUUCUCUCCUUAACGAUCCGUUUUCAUUUCGAGACCAAAAGAACUUUGCGUAAAAAAAAAUCUAUAAAGUACCAAAUCCGCAUUACUGCUGAAAAUCGUCUCCAGUUGAUUGUGAGAUUUUACACGAGUCUCUAAUGUCAGAAUAGACUGUUUAAAACAUAAUGAUGAGCAGAUCCUUUAAGUGUAGGUGUGAAAGGUCCCAUUUUCAAUGGAAUUUCCAACUUUAUCAUUAGAAUUGACUUUACUUUUUAAACAUAUGAUGUGUAUUGAGUGUCAUUGUAAUUUAGAUAACACACUUAAGUUUUGCUGUUUAAAUCUUAAUGUGGAGAAAGUUUGUUGUUAAUCCUUACUAGAAAGAGCUAUUCUGAGCUUUCCUGGAGUUAGGCCCUUUUAGGGUUAGAAUAUUUUAUUGUCAUCAGGAAAAUAAACCUAUGUACUCUGGAGCCUUUUUCUUCUGAAAGACUAAGUUGGGCUAAAAUGAUUCUUUUAGUUUUCUGCUCUAAUAGGAAGAGAGAGACUUGAUGUGAAAGAUUUUUCUCCUUUCCAUCCAAUGGUAUAAUUUUUAGUAUUCCACCUCUGUAGGGGUUUUCCCUAUGUUUUCAACAAUUAAAUAUUUUAAUCCAGCUAAGAUCUGGCCAACACUGUGAAAUACAAGAGAUAAGUUAAGGUUUUGCUGACUUUUAAAUUAAAAUAUUAAAUAUUAGCGUUAUCAAUUUUUAAUUACUUGAAGAAUUUACCUAGUGAAGAUUAUUUCUAAUAGAAGAGAUCUGAAUUUAAUAUUUUUCAUCCUUUUUUAAAGUGUAUGCAACAAUUAACAUGCUUGCCUUAUUUGAGGACAUGAUAAAAUGUACCCAAAAUGACUUAGAACUGUCUAACGCCUCAGAAAAAGAACUUAAAAUGAACCACCUCAUGGAUAAAUGUUUUUAUAUUACGAACUGAUUUCAGCAAGUUUUAAAACUGAUAUCUCAUUGCUGUGUUUGGCAUACAAGUACAUUCAUUAGUUCUAUAGUUUUAAUGAUGACAAACUAAAGUGAUCUUUUUUCAGUGAGUCAUGUCUGCAUAUCUUGUGAUGUUAUUUAAGCAGAAACAACAUAAAAAAUCAAAAUGGCAUUUUAUUCAGCUACUGGAUGGUGUAAAAUGUGUAAGCCCCAACAGUGUCAAGCACAUUGGUCUGUGAUGUUGACCCUUUUUAUCCAGACUUUCCUAUUGUAGAAGUAAUGGUGAACUGUGUAAAAUAAUGGUAUCUUCCAGUGAGGGAUUUGAGAAUUGAUGUGGAUUGAAUAUAUUUUUCAAAAUGUUAUAAAUUGUGUGGUGUUUUCGGUAUAUGAAAAUGUUCACAGGAAACUAAUUUUAUAGCUUUUUUAAAAAAACCAACACUUGUGCAACGCUACAUUUUUGAAACUUCUGCAGCUGAAUUUAGAGUAAAAUAAAUAUGCUCAGUUUAUAAACCAAAUCACUCCUAUUCCUUUUCUGCAAUUUUCUCACCUCUCUUUUUAAAAACCUUUACUUGUAACUAGAGUAAAUCACUGUUUAAUUGCCUUUAAUACUUUAAUGCUUUAAAACUACUGGAUUGUUAGGCCUUGUUUAACUAUCUGUAGAGAGCUAUUUGCAAACUUAAGUUGUGUAAAUGUAAUUUCUGCUUGUGAAUCUGAGCUGUGGCAACCCAGAGAGAGCUAGGCAAACCAUUCCAGACCACCGACUGAUUACUGAUCAGAUUCUUUGUUAAUGUAGAAUUUUUUAACCUGUUGAUUACGGGUCUAUUGGUAUAAGUGUAAUAAUAUUGUUCACCUCAAUUUUCUUGGAGUAACAACAAGCAGUUGGCAGUAGCCCGCCUACUUGGAGGCUGCCAGUGUUAACAAUAUUUUUGCCCUGAUCUCCUUUCUCAUUUUGGUUUUCUUAGGUUUUUUAGGAGAGUAGAGUUUUAAAGUUAGGAUGCAGGCAUUUUUAUUUUAAUUAUAUACUUCCUAGAGCAAUGGGAAUGGGAAAGGAGUUGUUGAUAAAUUUAAUAUUCAAAAUACUCCUGUCAAAACUUAAAAGCCAGAUUAUUGCUUUGGAGCUUUCUACAGGUGCCUAACCAUGCAGUCGUUAAAAAUUUUCAUGGAUAUUUGAAAAGAAGACCAUCUACUUGUAAUAAUUGUUCUUUUUUCAAGUUUCAGGCUUGUGCUUCAACCUGGAUUGCAUUAUUGUUUAUAUAUAAAAAAAAGCACAUGCAUUUCCCAUAUAUAUUUCUGUUUACAUUUUAAAAUAAAAAUAAUAUUCCCAACAAGCAGUGUCAUAUUAUUCUUGCCCAGAAGUUCCUUUAUUCACCAACUCUAUAGUGUUUAAAAGUAUAAAUGUAUUAGAAUGAUGGGACAGCAUUCAUCAAUAUUUUAAACCUUAUGGCUACUUAUUAUUACUAUUAUUGCUGUAGGGCAAUAUCCUAACUUCAGUAGAGUCACCUUUUGGCUUGCACACAAAGCUAACAUUUGUUAAGACAUUUGUUUUUAAUAUCUAAAAUAUCUCCCUAGCAAGGAAAUUUGAACAACCCAUCAUAAAACUAUAGCUUUAUAAAAUAAACUUUAAUAUACCAUAAAUAAAUGUGUUUUCCAAAAGGAGUCUGGUGGGAUUCAAUUGCUCCCAAAUUCCUGUAUAUAGGUCCUUUAUGUGCUAUGUUCAAUCUGAAAUAACUUUUUUUACAUUUAUUUUCAGCAACUCCUUUCUUAAGGAAAUAACCUAUAACUCCUUUGAGAGAUAUGUUAACUAUUCUCAGUGCUAAUAAGUUAGUUUCUUUUUCAAGUUCCUAUGGAUUAUCUGUAGUUCCGAUUCAAACACAUGUGUCUCUUGUUAUAAUCAUAGUUUUUACUGUAAACUGGCAAGUUCCUGUUGGUGUCUGUAAUCCUAAUUUAUUUAAGAAAGACUACUAUUACAAAAAGUAUAAAAAUUUCUCAAAAACUUUCCCAUUGCCUCUGUGGAGAAAAAUGUAUUUAAAUGAAUGUGAGACAUUCUCAUCUUUGAAAUAUGGGUGGCAAAAAGGGGGAUAAUGGUGGUGGUUAUUUUAUGAUUACUUAUUAGUGGCUGUAAUAAUAUAAAAUAAAAGACACCAGGAGGUACUCCCUUUCAAAAAUUGAAUACUUUCCUUCCUUCCUUCCUUGUAUAGAAUGACUGAGUGGGAGUCUCUUGAAUUGUUCAUCUUCCUUUUAUCUAAUAUUCUAUUAAUCUCUAAAAAGAUCAGUUUGAGUCUGGGAAAGGGUUUUUAAUCAACACUUCACAGAGCUUAAAGCUACCCUACCUAAAGCGUCAGCUUUGUUAGGAGGUUUUAGAUUUAAAGCAUUGCAACUGUCAUGCACUGUACUAAAAGUAAAGAAUGUAUACCAAGUGGAAGAUGUUGAAAAGAGGGAACUAGCACAAAGUCGAUUAACGGAGGUUCGAGAAUAGAAGUAGCCAUCAAAGCAUUCCAGCGUUUACCUCGAAAUCUAUGUAAGGUUAAAAAAAAAAA
This is a messenger RNA of Microcebus murinus (gray mouse lemur), 5556 nucleotides long. RefSeq names its product ARB2 cotranscriptional regulator A (gene ARB2A). Gene Ontology annotation, cellular component: nucleus. Gene Ontology annotation, biological process: regulatory ncRNA-mediated heterochromatin formation. The record is from RefSeq and is a predicted model, not a curated record. Gene Ontology annotation, molecular function: siRNA binding. Lineage: Eukaryota; Metazoa; Chordata; Mammalia; Primates; Cheirogaleidae.